AUGACAACUAGUAGUCAUCAAUUUGACUACAAUCGAAGGAACUCAAACUCAGCACCUUAUUCUAUACCUAUCAAACAGCAACAGCCACGACCACAACAACAACGAGAACGAGAACAACAACAACAACAGCUGUAUAAUCAGUACAAUAAUAACCAUGAGAACAGCACUCGCCAAUAUCUACCACAGCCGGAGAAGCACAAUCAGCUGCACUCACAUUCCCAACAUUACAACAGUAGUAUACACUCACACGGUACCUCCUCUUCGUAUUCACAACAACAACAAGAGCCAAACACUUCCGUAAAUAGUCACCAUGAGCAGAAUCAGCAAAAUCACUCUACAGAACAAGGUGUAAACUCCAAACAACAACACCCGUUUCAUUAUCACAAAUUUGAACAUCAGCACCAACGGCAAGAAGCUCAACUGCAGUCUCUGCAGCCUCAGUCCCAACAACGGGAGCAUCUAGAAGAUCUGUCCGCUAUAACGUCUCCGCCACCACUGAAUGGCCACCCUUUGCCAAAGCUUUCACGAGAUUUCGUUGUUCGUCGGACUAGUGAGGGAGAAUCAGGCCGAGUCAAGGAGGAGUUGAGAUGCGAAGCAUGUGGUAAAGGCUACAAACAUAUAUCUUCACUAGCUAAACACUUGUGGGAGCAUACACCCGAAUGGAAUGUAACGAAAAAAUUGUUGAUUUCAAAACAUCAACAAGUACAAUUGUUGGAGGCUGCUAGUAUUUUGGUGGGGAUGAAUCAUGACUCUUUGAAUAAUGGUAAUGGAAGAGAUUUUAAGGGAAUCAGAAGUACGAGUUUGCACGGUGGUCCACCAGCUUCUUUGAAAUUGCUUCACAAACGAGGUGAAUCUGAGCAAUUGGCCAAUUUACCUUCACCGUUUUCACCUACAAGUGACCAUGACAAUAGCAAUGAGGUGCCAGCUGUGACUCCGCCCAAAGAAGAAGUCUUUUCAAGGAAACUACUACACUCGGAUUUUCCAUCAACUUCAAUGUCAGGAUCGGCAAUACAUUCAGAUUCCGAUAUUCAUAGUGAAGCAGAGUCUGACUCAACUGCGAACAACAAGGUACACAACAAAAUAGGCACCAACAACAGCGGCAACGGUGCAGCAGAUCAUCGUCACUCGAAAACAGAAACACAUAGCAGUACAAACAGUGGACCAAAAGAAUAUCAUUUCAAGCCCCAUCAUCAAUCAUAUGAGACGGUAUCACAAAAAUAUUCAGUACGGAACGACCUCAAACAACCAACGCCUAUUUCGCCAUCUGUCCGUCCUCAACAGCCGGCUUCCUCGUCCUCGCCAUCGUCCACUUUAUCUGCUCCAGCUCAAGCUCAGAUCUCGGCGCCGAGUGCAUUAAAUGGAAGUAAUAGGAACCUGCACUACUUCCUCCUCAACCAAUGA
Lodderomyces theae is the source of this 1401-nucleotide messenger RNA. RefSeq lists its product as uncharacterized. The record is from RefSeq and is a predicted model, not a curated record. NCBI's taxonomy places the organism in Eukaryota, Fungi, Ascomycota, Pichiomycetes, Serinales, Debaryomycetaceae. The transcript has a single exon. Bases 1 to 1401 code for a protein of 466 amino acids.